Messenger RNA from Pyricularia oryzae 70-15, 1152 nucleotides. RefSeq lists its product as uncharacterized. Gene Ontology annotation, biological process: chromatin organization; negative regulation of transcription by RNA polymerase II. NCBI's taxonomy places the organism in Eukaryota, Fungi, Ascomycota, Sordariomycetes, Magnaporthales, Pyriculariaceae. Gene Ontology annotation, molecular function: chromatin binding. The record is from RefSeq and is a predicted model, not a curated record. The coding region runs from base 1 to 1056 and encodes 351 amino acids. The transcript is spliced from 3 exons. Gene Ontology annotation, cellular component: pericentric heterochromatin.
AUGCCGGAGCGCAAACGUCUCUCUAACGCGCUCUUUCAGGUGAACGAUCUAAGGAGCAAGAUCGGAAUUUCGGCAAUGGAAGAUCUUCAGGGUCUUUUGAAGAAUGACUGCCGAGUUGCGUAUCAACCAUCCCUGCAGCCGAUUGAUGGCAGAUGCCCCAGGAAGGAAUGCAAUGCCGAAGUAGACUUGCAGUCUGGUUCACAAACGGAGCUGCGUUGUCCAGAUCCUGGUUGCUCAACACAGUACAACUCAGAGGAGUUAUGGUACCACCUACAGGAUGCUCACAGCUAUCCCUCGGCGCAGGCUGCCUCCCGGUCGAAAACUGAAAAGGAUCCAUUCAUCGGGGAUUAUGAGGCACCAAAUUCACGCCAGAGCCAGCCAAAGCGUCGCCGAAUCCGUAAAAUCAGCACUGAUUUGAUCCAGGUAUACCCUCUUGAAACUCUGUCUGAAACGAUUUGCGCCACGCCGUCUACUCUUAGCAUUCUUUCAACCAAUUCAAGCUGCGGUUCUUUCGAUGCAAGCACCCCUGCGUCCCCAACCGAAGAUGAUUCGCACUACGCGGCAAAUCAAGAAAGACAGUUGGAAACAAGCGUCCUUGCUGCUCUCGGAGAGUCUACCGGUAUUUAUGAGGACUGCGAACUUGCCAACACCGGAUUUAUCAAUAACUCCAUCGCUUCUAUGGAGAAAAUAGGGUCCUUGACAAGCAACAAAACUACAGAACACCUCGACUCUUCCGCAAACUCCAAGAUCUGCGAGCCUGUCAAGAUUCAUGGAUUUACCGUGGAAUUGGUGGAUCCGGGUCUUCUUAGAGUAACAACAAACCAUAAUCUCCCUGCAGAUAAGGUACUUUUGCAAACCAAGAGCCACCCAAUGGCCCUCGACGAAGAACAAGACAUAUGGGAGGUCGAGAAACUGCUUGGAAAACGACGUCGUGGCCAACAUAUUCAAUAUCUUGUCAAGUGGAAGGGUUUUCCAGAUGAAGACAAUACCUGGGAACCAACGAAAAAUAUUUUUGACAAGCAUCUCAUCUACAGUUUCAAUUCCAGCAGGACAUGACGCAGGAGGCCGGGUUUUUAAAUAUCGAAUAUGGCGUGAGGCUUUGGAGCAUUUGAGGAGAUGGGUUUUCAGAUAUCUUGGGACCCUGUUCACCAA